Molecule: messenger RNA, 3460 nt
Organism: Myxocyprinus asiaticus (Chinese sucker)
Lineage: Eukaryota; Metazoa; Chordata; Actinopteri; Cypriniformes; Catostomidae
Product: cAMP-specific 3',5'-cyclic phosphodiesterase 4D-like
Exons: 15
Coding region: 157-2430 (757 amino acids)
Biological process (GO): signal transduction
Cellular component (GO): nucleus; cytosol; perinuclear region of cytoplasm
Molecular function (GO): 3',5'-cyclic-AMP phosphodiesterase activity
Source: RefSeq, a predicted model, not a curated record
CUCAUUUUUGCACUCAGCAGGCUGUGUGGGGUCUGUGGUGACACUCCGAGUUAAUUUGCUCCCCCCUUGUUUUCCCCUGCCCUGGGGAGUUUAUCGCUGGAUUAGUGGACAUUUUUUGACUCCCUGCAGCAGGAGACAGACCGGUGAAGCGUGAGGAUGGCCCAGCAAGCGGCCGUGGGCCACCAGGACACGCUGGCAGUGCCGCCCAUGCCCAAGCAUGUUGGGUUGAAUGAGGACCUAGUCAAGAUAUUGAGAGAGAACCUCCUGCAGCAGGAGCUACCCCGGGGGCACCGGCGCUCGCCCUCAUCCAUCUCGCCCCGGCUUUCGCCCAGGAACUCUCCUCGCCUUCUCCGACGGAUGCUGCUCAACAACAACAUCCACAAGCAGAGGCGUUUCACUGUGGCGCACACAUGCUUUGAUGUGGACAAUGGCACCUCAUCGGGACGUAGUCCGCUGGAUCCCAUGGCCAGCCCGGGGUCAGGGCUCAUCCUCCAGGCCAACUUUGUGCACAGCCAGAGGAGAGAGUCCUUCCUGUACCGCUCUGACAGUGACUAUGACCUCUCACCAAAGUCUAUGUCCAGGAACUCCUCCAUUGCCAGUGACAUACACGGUGAUGAUAUGAUUGUAACACCUUUUGCACAGGUUCUGGCGAGUUUAAGAACUGUCCGGAAUAACUUCGCUGCUUUAACAAAUAUUCAGCAGGAAAGAACCAACAAGAGAUCCCCCAUGUGUAACCCACCUCCCAUCACAAAGACCUCCUACACAGAGGAGGCCUACCAGAAGCUGGCAACAGAGACCCUGGAGGAGCUGGACUGGUGCCUCGACCAGCUUGAGACCCUGCAGACCAGGCAUUCGGUCAGUGAGAUGGCAUCCAACAAGUUCAAAAGGAUGUUGAACAGAGAAUUAACUCACCUCUCAGAGAUGAGCCGAUCUGGUAAUCAGGUGUCCGAGUUCAUCUCCAGUACAUUCUUAGACAAGCAACAUGAGGUGGAAAUGCCAUCGCCCCAGUCCCAGAAAGACAAGGAGAAGAAGAAAAGGCCGAUGUCCCAGAUCAGUGGUGUAAAAAAGCUAACGCACAGUUCCAGCCUCACCAACUCCAACAUCGCCCGGUUUGGAGUUAAAACGGAAACAGAGGACGAGCUGGCCAAGGAGCUUGAAGAUGUAAAUAAAUGGGGCCUUAAUGUCUUCAAAGUUUCUGAAUUCUCCGGGAACAGACCGUUAACGGUUAUGAUGUACACAAUCUUUCAGGAGAGAGACUUGUUAAAGACGUUUAAAAUUCCCCUCGAUACCUUUAUCACCUAUCUGAUGACUUUAGAGGACCAUUACCAUGCUGACGUUGCCUAUCACAACAAUAUCCAUGCUGCUGAUGUCACACAGUCUACUCAUGUUCUGCUAUCAACCCCUGCCCUUGAGGCUGUGUUUACAGACCUUGAAAUUCUUGCUGCCAUAUUUGCCAGUGCGAUACAUGAUGUUGAUCAUCCUGGCGUCUCCAACCAGUUCCUCAUUAACACCAACUCUGAGCUGGCCCUCAUGUAUAAUGAUUCAUCUGUGUUGGAGAAUCAUCACCUGGCUGUAGGUUUUAAACUGCUGCAGGAGGAGAACUGUGACAUCUUCCAGAACCUGAACAAGAAACAGCGGCAGUCACUCCGGAAGAUGGUCAUUGACAUUGUUCUGGCCACAGAUAUGUCUAAACAUAUGAAUCUGUUGGCGGAUCUGAAAACCAUGGUGGAGACCAAAAAAGUGACCAGUUCAGGUGUACUACUACUAGACAACUACUCAGACCGGAUACAGGUCUUGCAAAAUAUGGUGCACUGUGCUGACCUAAGUAACCCCACCAAGCCGCUGCAGCUGUACAGGCAGUGGACGGACCGCAUCAUGGAAGAGUUCUUUAGCCAGGGCGACAGAGAGAGGGAGCGUGGCAUGGAGAUCAGCCCCAUGUGUGACAAGCACAAUGCAUCUGUUGAGAAGUCCCAGGUGGGCUUCAUUGAUUACAUCGUGCACCCACUGUGGGAGACGUGGGCUGACCUCGUGCACCCAGACGCCCAGGACAUCCUGGACACGCUGGAGGAUAACAGGGAGUGGUAUCAGAGCACCAUUCCCCAGAGCCCCUCUCCAGCGCUGGACACCAGCAGCGAGGGCCGCCGCACUGCCGGUCAGGAGAAAUUCCAAUUUGAACUGACUCUAGAGGAGGAUGGAGAAUCAGACACAGAGAAGGACAGCGGUAGCCCUCCUGACGAUGAGGAGGAGGAGGAGGAGGAGGAAAACAGUUGCAGUGACUCUAAAACCCUUUGCACACAGGACUCCGAAUGUACAGAAAUCCCCCUGGAUGAACAGGUGGGGGAUGGACAGGAAGAGGAGGAACAGGAAGAAGAAAGGGAAAUAUCAGAACCCUGUGUUUUAGAGGAGGAGGAGGACACUGACAACACAUAACACAGUAUGACACUGCACCUGAACUUUUUAUAUUAGAGAUGAGAAACACUUAUUUAUGGUCAAGAUAUUCAAGUUUUUUUUAUUUUGUCUAUUUUGCAUACUUCAUUGUUCAGAAGUGCUUUUAAAUGUUCACCUUUUAAUCUGUUUUUAUUUUUCAUUUCUCACUAUUUGUUUCCCUGUUUUUCAACCAUUUUUGCACUCAGGAAUAGCUUUUCCACUCCCAUCUGUUACUCGUACAAACAACACAAAUGUUCGGUUGAAUUGUCUUUUAUACCUGAUUUGUGAGAUAGGUUUUUUUUUGUUUUGUUUUUUUGACUGAAGCAGUAUUUUAAAAACAUUUAACUAAAAAGCAGUUGUUUUUUCACUGUUUUUUCACCAACCUGACACUGUUCCAGUUUAUCUUAAGGAAUGUGGUAAUUCAAAGCAUUACAGCCGACAAACAUUUUGGUAGAGAUUAUACAUGCUUUGAACUUCAUGUCUUCCUUGAUGCCUUGAAUGUGUUAUUUACCUGGUUUUAGUUGUCUGUUGGGUCUGUGUAUCAAGAAUUAUUUAAAGUGAAUGGACAUGGUACCAUAGUGAAAAGAAAAGACUUGUGAGACUAUUAACAUACUGAAAAUACACAAUUUGACAUUACCAUUUUUUUAAAAGACCAUAUUUGCAGUAAAUAUGCAAAGGUAGUAAUUUGUAUUUUUUUUUAAAACCACUAUUUGUUAAGCCCACUUUUGAAAUAACUAAUUUAAAAAUCAAUACUGAUUUAAAAAAGAAUCAGUAUUUUUCUGAGUUCUGCUUUUGAUGCAGUUCUUUAAACCUGUCACCUCAACAAAUUUUAAUUUUAAACUUGUAUUUUAUUCCCCUAAGAAAAAAAGAUCAUGAGUUUGUUCUGAAAACAGCUUGAAUCAGCCUUAAAUAUUUUUAUUACCUACCAAAAAUGUUCAAAACUAUACUUGCAUAAGAGUAAAACGAAACCUGGGAAACACUUCAUAUUUAAUAAUAAUAAUAGAACUAAUAGUAUCAAAUAAUAUUAUAUAUA